AGGUUUCCCCAACACAAGAGUAAAUGUUCCCCAAGAUGGUGGCACACAAGUCGUGACGACUGCGCAUGUCCAGCGCUUCCCUCGACCAAUGAGCGAGCAGCGCGGGAGCAUGGAUGGGCCGUAGAAUGCGCCUCAAUCCGGCGCCGAUAUACAUAUUCCUUCUCAUCUGUACCGGUGGCUAUGCUUUUAUACCUGGCGUGGAUGGUCCCGUAUCCAACGUAGAGGCCUUGGAGGGAGGUGAUGUCACUCUGCUCUGCGACUCCACUCCUGAUUCUUCCGACGACGAGUUCAUGAUUCUCGUGUGGUACAAGAAUAAUAUGCCCAUUUACAGCUUCGAGGUCCCGGACAAGCAAUGGUCGGAACCAUCCUUCAACACGACCGCCAGACUACGAGCAGACAUCAUCAGCCAGCCAACCUCUGUCACGAUAGCCUCCCUGUCAGAAGAUGACCAGGCCAUGUACCACUGUAGGGUCGACUUCCGACUUUCACCAACCAGAAAUGUUGGCAUCAAUCUUACUGUUGUCGGUCCUUUGAAGGAGUAUGCUGAAAUGCGCGGAUUCGUGCACUAA
Molecule: messenger RNA, 569 nt
Organism: Spodoptera exigua (beet armyworm)
Lineage: Eukaryota; Metazoa; Arthropoda; Insecta; Lepidoptera; Noctuidae
Source: the annotation of a GenBank genome assembly